Corylus avellana is the source of this 2660-nucleotide messenger RNA. Its product is annotated as endoglucanase 6. Gene Ontology annotation, biological process: carbohydrate metabolic process. Gene Ontology annotation, molecular function: hydrolase activity, hydrolyzing O-glycosyl compounds; carbohydrate binding. Lineage: Eukaryota; Viridiplantae; Streptophyta; Magnoliopsida; Fagales; Betulaceae. The record is from RefSeq and is a predicted model, not a curated record.
UUUCUGGGCACUUGGUACCUUCCCUUCCUCAAUAUAUAGACCCUAGAGCUCCUCUCCUGCUCCCACUCCAUACUCUCUCUUUCUCUCCAAGCCUCUCUUCCACUAUUAUCUUAGUGGGUUUAUCAGAAAUUUUAACUGAUAAAUCAUACCAACAUUGCCAUUUUUCUUCUAUUUAAUCCACAUUUCUGUGGGGGGGGGCUAGCGAAGAGUUAAAGGGUUUGUCUGUUUUUUGUUUGUUUUUGUUUUAGAAGCUUGGAAAAAGAAAAAGGAAAAUUCUCAGAUCAGAGUGUUUCUGCAUUUGUGUUUGUGUUGUGGUAUUGUCAAAAUGAAGAUUUUAAUGCUUCUGCUUAUUGGGCUUCCUUUUGCUUUGGCUGGCCAUGACUAUGGCCAAGCUCUAAGCAAAAGCAUUCUCUUCUUUGAAGCUCAGAGAUCUGGUUUCCUUCCCCACAACCAGAGAGUCACAUGGAGAGCUGAUUCUGGUUUGCAUGAUGGCAAGACUAGUGGGGUGGAUCUGGUGGGAGGGUACUAUGAUGCAGGGGACAAUGUGAAGUUUGGGCUUCCCAUGGCAUUCACCAUAACAAUGAUGUCAUGGAGCAUAAUCGAGUAUGGGAAGCAAAUUGCUGCCGGCGGUGAGCUUGGCCAUGCCAUGGAUGCUGUGAAAUGGGGCACCGACUACCUCAUUAAAGCUCACCCUGAACCUGAUGUUCUCUAUGGAGAGGUGGGAGAUGGGAACAGUGACCACUACUGCUGGCAAAGGCCGGAGGACAUGACCACCGACCGCCGAGCCUACAAGAUCGACCCGAGCAACCCCGGGUCGGAUCUCGCUGGAGAGACCGCCGCCGCCAUGGCCGCCGCCUCCGUCGUCUUCCGCUACUCCAACCCCGCCUACGCCAACGAGCUCAUCACCCACGCCCAGCAGCUGUUCGAUUUUGCGGACAAAUACAGAGGCAAAUAUGACGGCAGCAUUAGCGUGGCCCAGAAGUACUACCACUCUGUCAGUGGCUACAAUGACGAGUUGCUUUGGGCUGCUGCAUGGUUGUACCAGGCUACUAACAACCAGUACUACUUGAGCUACCUCGGCAACAAUGGUGACUCCCUUGGGGGAACCGGAUGGGGCAUGACUGAGUUUGGUUGGGAUGUCAAGUAUGCUGGUGUGCAGACACUUGUAGCCAAGUUCUUAAUGCAAGGCAAAGCUGGUCGCUAUGCACCAGUGUUUGAGAAGUACCAGCAGAAGGCAGAGUACUUCAUGUGCUCUUGCAUUGGAAAGGGCACCCGUAAUAUUCAGAAGACUCCUGGUGGCCUUAUCUUCCGCCAGAGGUGGAACAACAUGCAGUUUGUCACAAGUGCCUCCUUCCUAGCCACUGUCUACUCUGACUAUCUUUCUUCUGCUGGAAAAAACAUCAAGUGUGCUUCUGGCAAUGUCUCCCCAACUGAGCUUCUCUCCUUUGCCAAAUCACAGGUUGACUAUCUUCUCGGGGACAAUCCAAGAGCCACAAGUUACAUGGUGGGAUAUGGUAACAACUUCCCGCGACAAGUUCACCACAGGGCUUCCUCGAUUGUUUCCAUUAAGGUUGACAAAUCAUUUGUCAGCUGCCGAGGGGGUUAUGCCACUUGGUUCAGCAGUAAAGGAAGCGAUCCCAAUGUCCUUGUUGGCGCCGUUGUUGGUGGACCUGAUGCCUAUGACAACUUUGCUGAUCAAAGAGACAAUUAUGAGCAAACUGAGCCUGCUACCUACAACAACGCUCCUCUUUUUGGCAUGCUGGCACGAUUAAGUGGCGGCCACAGCGGGUAUAACCAGCUCCUUCCAGUGACUCCUCCAGCAACUAAACCUGUUGUUACCAAACCAAGUCCUGCGACUCAACCUAAACCGACUCCAGCAUCUUCUUCUGGCCCAAUUGCCAUAGAACAGAAGCUGACAUCUUCAUGGAAUGACAAGGGAAAAACUUACUACAGAUAUUCCACAAUUGUCACUAACAAGUCUUCUAAGACUCUAAAUUAUCUCAAUCUUUCAAUAUCAAAGCUUUAUGGUCCAUUGUGGGGCCUCACAAAGUCCGGUGAUUCAUAUGCUUUUCCAUCAUGGCUCAACUCCUUGCCUGCCGGAAAGAGUCUCGAGUUCGUGUACAUCCAUUCUGCUUCACCGGCAGACGUCUCGGUCUCAAGCUACACUUUGGCCUAAGAAAGGAAGAAACCAAGUCAGGUUACCACAAAGGGAGGCUCACACAGUUUCUGGGGUAGUAAUUUAAGAAUUGUGCAGUUAUACAAAAUGCAGUCCAGAAAAAGUCUUUUUUUUUUUUUUUCCUUUUCAAACUUUUCUUCUUUACUUGUUGAUUUGGGAUCUUAUUAGGGUUUUUAGAUGAAAGUAGGUAAAAAUAAGGCUGAAGGUUGGAGGAAGAAAGGUGUGAAGAGACGGUUUAAAAUGUGUGCUCAUCCUCUUUCUCCUCCACUUCAUUACUUAUAGAGUGAUUUGGGAGAGGGGCAGUGAGAGAGUGAAGAUUGAGAAGUGCAGAAAAUGACUUCUCAUCAUAUUUCAGUGAGUCUUUUUCUUUCUUUGUACUUCAAAGAAGCUUUCGGUGUUACCUUUUUUUGUUGUUGUGAUGUUGUAAGCUUUGCAACAUUUGUUGUUUGCCAUAUGAAUAUAGUUUGAGUAAUGACAUUAUCUC